Molecule: messenger RNA, 4363 nt
Organism: Peromyscus californicus insignis
Lineage: Eukaryota; Metazoa; Chordata; Mammalia; Rodentia; Cricetidae
Product: glycine-rich protein 1-like
Exons: 2
Coding region: 1-444 (147 amino acids)
Source: RefSeq, a predicted model, not a curated record
AUGGGUGGCGGGGCGCUCGGCGCCUCCCGGGGAAGCCCGGGCUGCUGGGCUGCGUCUGGAUCACGCUGCGGCUCCCGGGCUGCGGGGAGCGCCGCCGGCGACUACAUGACCGCAGCUGGGCCGCAGGAGCGCGUCGCCAAGUUCACGGCCGCCGUGUCUGGGCUGCUGACAGGGACUCGCGCGCGCAGGGCCAUGCCCGCCGCGAUCCGCGCUCCGCGCUGCGCCCGAGCCGCCGGGACUGCGGCUUCUCUGGCUAAACCUGCCUCCGGGACGGAGCGGAGGAGACGGGCAGCCCGCGGAGCCAAUGGCAGCGCAGGCGCGCCGGUGGGCGGAGGCUACGGAGCCGCUGGCCGCGCGGGCGUCAGGUGGAGUGUGUGCCAAAGAUCACCAAGGAAGCAGGGAUGCUCAUUCCCACCAAAGAUGUGGGAUUCUGCAUUUUCAUAAGACAACCCCCCUCCCCAGUGAAUAAACAUUGGGUAUCUGGAAGCUGAGGGAGUGCUACAGAUGACCUUCUUUUGGAAAAUCAAAGAGAUGUUGUAAGGGGCAAACGGCAUGGCUCCAUAGAACCCAGAUAAAUGUGACUAACUGCAAUUGGGUCUCUCUGGACCUUGUGUUACUCUCCUGGAGACCAGCCACCUUGGAGCAACUUAGCGGCUGGACUAGACUAUGCGCAAGCUAAAAACAGCUGGGAAAACUGAGCUAAAAAAAAAAAUUAAAAAAAAAAAAAAAAGGAGACCACAUCCCCAGAGGAUUCUGUUCAAACAAAGUCCAGCAUAAUGACCUACUUCCCACAGAAGACUCCCACCUUUUGUAUCAGUCUUUCCUAAGAUGAAUAGUCACAUCUGCGAUUUUUGUUAUGCUUUCAGCAUGAAAAUGCUCUUUUAUUAUCACUCUCCAUGUUUCAAAAGGAUGUAUCCAAGACCCUUUGCCUGUUGGGUAAUAGAAGACAAGGGAAAAAACAAAACGUGGCCACUCCUUUUGGUUCGUUGUGACGGUUUGCUUUCAGAGUCAAACGCUUCCAUUUUCCAUUUUUGCUUUUUCGAUCAAUCUCCUUGACUUUGUCCACACUGUGUAUGUAGCAAGAAGACCCUUUCGCCAUGAACUCCAGCUAAUUGGAAAAGAAAUGAUGGAAGCAGUAACAUAGCAAACGCUUGCUUCCUCAAAGCCACAAGGCACGUGCAAACCCACGAGUGAUUUUUAAGGUAUUUGCUACUGGAGGAUAUGUGAUCUUGCCCUCUUUUCUUUCAGGGAGUGUAGUCUGCCAAACAACCAUGACAGAAAAAGCAGAAUCCAGUCUCUCGUCCAAAUCUAUUGGAGCAGACAAAAUUCCCAGAGGUUUUAAAGACAUAGGAAAGUUAGCAAACACCGAUCAGGUCCACUGGUUCUCAUCGAAACUGCACAUUAGAUUCACUUGGGACCUUUACCAAAUCCUGAUACUGAGUGCCACCCUGGGGAUGUUUAGUUGGCUUCGGAUGUGACCUCAGGGUUUAACGAGUUCCCUAAAUGGGAAGUGAUUGGUUUUUAGGGCUGAGGUCAUGGAAAUAAAAGGUGAGCCUGGAACAAUUCAUGGUGUCCAAGUUCAAGAGCUGCCCAAAGAAAGAUGGCAUCAGAAGGUGGAGGUACCAGCCUAAAGGAAAUCUUUGUGGCCAAGUCUGGGAGAAUUUGAACUCCAAACAAUGAUGCUGUUGUGUUUUAAAUCACAGGAUAAAAUAAAUAUCCAUGAGUCUCAAGUCUAAAUAAUUAAUGAACCACAAAAUAACUACAUAGGACAUUGUUCAGUGAGAACUGUUCUUACCUAGGGUGUAUGAGACCUACGUUUGAUCUCCAGCUCUGUGGUAUAUGCCUGUAAUCCCAGUGGAGGCAGGAAAAUUCAUACUUCAAAAAUGUAUUUAGCUAUGUAACAAGUUCAAGGUCAGUCUAAGAUGCACAAUACCUGUGUUUUGUUUUUUUAAAUGUAUUGAGAGAAACAGAAACUUCUUAAAACAGAAUUCCAAUAAAUUUUACUGAGAAAAGAGCAAUGAGAGAAAUAGAUAAUACAGCAAUGAUGUGGAAGGGUGCAAGGAUGGCAAGACUCAAAAAAAAAAUCUACUAAACUGUUCAGGCUGAAGUUUGAGGACAAUAAGAUUUGAAUAGACCCAGUGUUCUGCAGCAAGAUAGUCAUCAAUACAAAAUGAAGGAUAGUGACUUCACAGCAGAGGAAGCCAGCAGACACCAACUUAACCAUGUAAAUGAGCAUCACUAAUCAUAAGACAUGUAAACACCCAACCCAAUUGCUAGGAUAGACAACAUCAUCUCUCUAGUGCACGUAACAAAUACACACAGCCUCACUUCAUCAUGAGAACAUAUAGCAAACCAAAAUGAGGGCAUUAUAGAGAACUACUUCAAAAGUAUCCAGGUCACGGAAGAGAAGAAAUGUGUGAGGAGCUGUCACACAAACUCAGAAGCUACAAAGAAAUGGGAGAUCCUAGAACAGUAGAAAAUGACAUCAGUGAUGUCAUUUUGACAUCAAAUACAAGUUUUAAUCAAAUACAAGUUUGGGUAAAUGAUAUUGGGGCAAUUUAGUUUCUUAUUCUUGAUACUUAUGGUUAUAAUUAUGUCCUUAGAGGAAGCAGGGUUAGGGAUAUUAGGAACUCUGUACAUUUUAGAACUUUUUGUUGAGUGUAAAACUAGUUGAAAAUAUGUAAAUCAAAAGCAAAAUUCCCUCUGUAGCCUUUCAAUGACAUUUUCCUGUCUUGUUUUCAUCAAAAGGCCUUUUUUUUUUGGGGGGGGGGGCAGGAAUAAUUAUAUAAGAAGCAGUAUCAGUGAUACUGGCCAACAUCUGUACAGGAUAAUGUUCAUGGUAGGUGCUGCGGGAACACCAUUGGAGCAUCAACAUAAUAGCAGAUGUCUUUGGAACUGGGCCAUGGCCAUUGUGCUUUCUUUGUAAGAGUAUCUGUGUUACUAGGAUGUUUUGCUGCUGUGACAAAUAGCUCGGCAAAAACAAAUAUAAACAAGUGGGUUCGUUUUGGUUCAAGGUCUCAGAGGUCUUGGUUCAUUAUCGGCUAGCACUGCUGCUGUGCCCCUGUGGUAAGGCAGAAUAGCAUGGAUGCAAGAGAAUUUUGCAAAGCAAAAUUUGCAGCUCAGGGAAACUGGAAAGCACAGAGAGAGAGAGAGCAAUCAGAAGAGCCUACUUUCCCCAGUGAUGUCCUGCCUUCCAUAAUUUCACUACCUCCUGUAUGUUCAAAUUUUAAAUCCACCAGUAGAUUAAAGCAUUAAGAAAGGCCCUGUGACCCCAUCACCUCCUUAAAGCCCCACCUCUGAACACUGCAUUGGAGACCAAACCUUCACACAUAAGAGCCUUUUGUGGGGAGGUGGUACCAUAGCCAAACCAUAACAGCAUCCCAAUCUAUUCUUAAGCAAUUACCUACAUCUACUUGGACAGUCAUGGCUUUGUUAAUCCGGGAGUGAGAUGUUCUUGGAUUUUGAAUCUUGACAAGUAUAACUCGUUGACAGUACUCUUACUAGCUCCCUCUAGAGAUGGCUCACCCUCAGUUCUUUGCUGAGACCUUUCCUCCAGCUUUGUUUCUAAUCCUGUCAGACACCAAUGGAACGACCCCUACUAGCUAAAGUACUGCCACUCAUAAGCAAGGGAUUCUAAGAAAUAUGGGUAUACUGACCCAAAUCCACUGGUUUCCCCUCCAGCUGUGAAUAAACUCUGUAUAAACAAUUCAAUGUGUAUUAUGAUACUAAAGUUACAGAUGAGUCGUUGGCCUAAAUUCGGGUGCUGAUUCUAUACAAAUGUUAGGGAACAGUAUGUCAGGUAUGAGACAGAAUCCUUUUUCCUGGAGGUGGAAAUAUUAAGAUAAUCUACCGGCAAAAGAAAAGUCCUGGGAGAAGCAGAUCCUAGUACAACAUGAUGUUGGAACUGUCUGUCUGUCUUCCUACUCAGCGGUGAGAGUCUUGAGGGAUAAUCGAUAGUGGCUCUUACUUAUCUAGCAUCACAUGUGUGCUAAGCCGUAGUGCAAUGCCUGACAUGUGAUAGUUCAUAAGAAAUACUUGUGAAUGAAUUGAUAUUAUUGCUGCCAUAUGACAUUUAACAGCUUUACUGAAAAUGUGUGUUUAUUGAAACUGUUAGAUCCAUCAAUAUAAAACUUUCCUACAAGUCUAGGUUGAUGCAAAGAACCCACAGUUUUUUUGGAAGGGAAAACUUCUGUUUAUUCAGUAAGCCCAACCUGCUAGUGUGGAAGUUUCCUUUCACUGUUCGCCUCUUUAACCAGCCUUCUAAGUGUGGCUUGCAGGUGGUUAAGAAUAGGGUGGGAUCCUUGAGGAGCUCUUGAGACUAAGACUGUAAGAACUCCCUGCUGGGCACCAAGAAACCACUAAC